AUGCGCUCGUUCACCGUUGCUGCUGCCUUUGCAGCUCUGGCUGUAGCCAACCCUCUCCCUCAGGAGAUUGACUGGGCUGCCGUUGAUGCACUUGCUCCUAUUCCCACUGUCACCAUCCCAGUUGUCGAUGUCAGUGCUCAAGCUAGCACUGUUGCCUAUGAGCCUUCUGCCGCUGCCACUUCCAUCGCUGCAGCGGUCAAGGCCUCGGGCGUUGAUUCCGAUGCUCCCACUGGCCUCAAGGCUCGUGGGGCUGCCAUCUGCAAGCCUCAGCCUCUCGGUGCUGGCCCAGCCCCCAAGGAGGACACCCCUGAAGCUUUCCUGGCCUACCCUGAAUUCUCCAUCAAGGCCAACGCUGCAUCCACCCCCAGCGGAUACUACAACACUUUCAAGGACCUGAAGGCCAGCAACAAUGCUUAUGGCUACAUGGGAUACACUGUCCUCUCCGAAUACUCAACAGAUAUCUGUGCCUCCAAGUGUGAUGCCAUCGAGGGCUGUGCCGCUUUCAAUCUUUACUACGAGCGCGAUCCCACCGUCAACCCCAACGACCAGAGCUGCGCCAACCCUCCCAGCACCACGAACAUAAAAUGCGUGUUCUGGGGCGGACCUGUUAAUGGGGAGAAUGCAAAGAACGCCGGACAAUGGCGUAAAGAUUUCCACGUAGUCAUUGCCGGCUCGAACGGCUAUGUCUCCAACAAGAUCGUUACUCCUCCUGGUUGCACUACUCCCGUCUACCUCGGUAACGCUGCUAUCAACGCUCCUUUCGACUGCAAUGGCAAGGAUACCUACCUCGGUGUCCGUAUCUUCCAGAAGGGACCCUUUGACAUUUCCAAGUGUGCUGCUGCCUGUGAGGCUCAAGCCGACUACGCCAGAGCCCACCCUCCCGCCAACGGUGGCGAGAUCAAGACUUGCCAAUUCUUCAACACUUACAUGCUGAUGAAGAACGGCUCCCCCGUCGGCCAGUAUUGUUCAAUGUACUCAGCUUCAUGGGGCAGCUCUUAUGGCACAAAUUACGGUCAAUUCAGAGGCUCAGACAAGUACUCGGUGGAGUGGUCUUACAUUUCAUCUAACUCGACCAAUCCCAAUCCUGCCUGUAAGCCCAAGGCUUAAGCGGAGAGGACACUGCAGUCUGUUUUGAUGAUUUAUGGACGAUUGCUCUUGUAUUUGAUGUUUCAUGUCACUCUCUUAAUUAUGUACAUACCUCUCUCCGAC
Molecule: messenger RNA, 1209 nt
Organism: Aureobasidium pullulans EXF-150
Lineage: Eukaryota; Fungi; Ascomycota; Dothideomycetes; Dothideales; Saccotheciaceae
Exons: 2
Coding region: 1-1107 (368 amino acids)
Source: RefSeq, a predicted model, not a curated record